This is a messenger RNA of Ictalurus punctatus (channel catfish), 3120 nucleotides long. It is a transcript of the gene bckdha, whose product is annotated as branched chain keto acid dehydrogenase E1 subunit alpha. Bases 73 to 1413 code for a protein of 446 amino acids. Gene Ontology annotation, biological process: branched-chain amino acid catabolic process. The transcript is spliced from 8 exons. NCBI's taxonomy places the organism in Eukaryota, Metazoa, Chordata, Actinopteri, Siluriformes, Ictaluridae. The record is from RefSeq and is a predicted model, not a curated record. Gene Ontology annotation, molecular function: oxidoreductase activity, acting on the aldehyde or oxo group of donors, disulfide as acceptor.
CCUGCAGAGGGGGCACUUCGCGUCAUAUUGACGUGGCCAGCCGAGCGAAAGUGAGGACGUUCAGAGGGAAAGAUGGCGGUUGUGAGGAACAUACAGAAACUAUGGGGACUCGGUGUGGGUGCGAUUCGUCAACACGCAGCUCUGAGAACAUCCAGAGUCCUACAGCAAAGAGCUUUCCGCCUCAGUGGAGCUCAGUGCCAGGAGUCGUUUGAUUCGUCCUUGGAGAAGCCUCAGUUCCCCGGUGCCUCGGCAGAGUUCAUCGAUCACCUAGAGUUCAUCGAACCCAACGUGAUCGCAGGAAUCCCUGUGUAUCGCGUCAUGGACAGACAAGGCCAGAUCAUCAACCCGUCCGAGGAUCCACAGCUCUCUAAGGAUACAGUGUUAAACUUCUACCAAAAGAUGACGCUCCUCAACACGAUGGAUCGCAUUCUGUACGAGUCUCAGAGGCAGGGCCGUAUCUCAUUCUACAUGACCAACUACGGUGAAGAGGGCACUCACAUCGGCAGUGCUGCGGCGCUCGACUCUAACGACCUGGUAUUCGGCCAGUAUCGAGAAGCAGGAGUGCUGAUGUACCGCGGUUUCCCUCUGGAUCUGUUCAUGGCACAGUGCUACGCUAAUGCCGAUGACGUCGGGAAGGGCAGGCAGAUGCCGGUGCACUACGGCAGCAAAGACCACAACUUCGUGACCAUCUCGUCUCCUCUGGCCACUCAGAUUCCUCAGGCGGCCGGAGCAGCGUACGCUGUAAAGCGGGAGAACAGCAACCGAGUGGUGAUCUGUUACUUCGGCGAGGGAGCUGCCAGUGAAGGAGAUGCUCACGCCGGCUUCAAUUUCUCCGCCACGUUGGAAUGCCCGAUUAUUUUCUUCUGCCGCAACAACGGCUACGCCAUCUCCACCCCCACCCAUGAGCAGUACCGUGGCGACGGCAUCGCUGCACGAGGCCCAGGCUACGGCAUGUUGUCUAUCCGUGUGGACGGUAACGAUGUGUUUGCCGUGUACAACGCGACAAAGGAAGCGCGGCGUAGAGCAGUGGCCGAGAACCAACCUUUCCUCAUCGAGGCCAUGACCUACAGGAUCGGCCACCACAGCACGAGUGACGACAGCUCGGCUUACCGCUCAGUGGACGAGGUGAACUACUGGGACAAGCAGGACCACCCUAUCUCUCGCCUCCGCCACUACAUGACCGCGCGCGGCUGGUGGGGUGAAGACGAGGAGCGUACAUGGAGGAAGCAGUCACGCAAGCUCGUCAUGGAGGCCUUCGAAAGGGCCGAGCGGCGUCUCAAACCAAACCCGGAGUUAAUUUUCACUGACGUGUAUGACGAGUUAACUCCAGCCUUGGUCAGACAACGAGAUUCCAUGAUGAGGCACACGCAGCAGUACAAGGAGCACUACCCCUUCGACCUGUACGAGAAUUAAUCACUACGUUUCAGAAUUCAAAUAUACUUAGUCACUUCCCCUAGCCACUUGGAUUUAGGGGAUUUAGGGGGUGGUGAUGCUGCAUCUAAAAUGGGAGACGUGACAUAAUUAAACAAAUUCUAACAAUCAUGAAGCACAGAUACGUUCAUGUAGAUACCUCUGGUUCAUUUAUGUCUGGGACAUGAGACAUGAGUGUUGCAUAUUUCUCUGUUACACAGUAGAGGUCAUAAAUUUACACACGCCUUGCAGAAUCUGCGAAAUAAUAUUUAAAAAAAGAGGGAUCAUAAAAAUCGCAUUUAGUUUUUUAAAUUGAGUUCUGCCCUGAAUAAACGAUUCCACAUAACAGAUAUUUACAUAUAGUCCACAAGACACAAUAAUAACCGAAUUUAGACAAAUGAACCAAGAAGGCAACACGAUACAUUAAGAGCUAGCGGAGAGUAAACCAGAAGACAAAAUAAUAACAAUUUACACCAAUCAUACUGUUCAUAAGUUUACACCCCCCGCCAGACGCUUAAUGUAUCCGUUGCCUUCUUGAGCUUCAGUGAAUGUUUGCCCCUCUUGUAAUUGUCGUGUACGAGUCCUUCAGUUGUCCUCAGUGUGAAAAGAUGGAUCUCAACCUCAUAUAGCCGCUGUUGAAAGGGGUCAAAUGUGUAGAAGGUGCUGGAAAAGCAAAGAAUGUGCAGGACCUGGAGGAUUUUUCUGGUGAACAGUGUGCAGUUUAACUGCUCAGGAUAAACAAGGGACUCAUGAAGAACUCUCACAAAACAUAAAAACAGUCGUUGAUCAUCCAGGUAACGACACACAGUAUUAUGAAUCGAGCGUGUGUAAACUUUUGAACUGGUUCAUUUGUGAAAAUUCAGUUAUUAUUGUGUCUUGUGGACUAGAUGUAAAUAUCUGUUUGUGAAAUGGCUUAUUCAGGGUAGUGCUAAGUUUAAAACAAAAAAACAAAGUCCUCAUAUUUUUUAAAAUUAUUAACAUUUUGCUGAUUCUGCAGGGGUGUGUAAACUUAAGACUGCAACUGUAAGUUAUUAGCUAUUACUGUUGAUGCCCUCCGGAUUUCGAAAACACAUCAGAAAGGUGGCGUGUGUGCGCCGUCUGCCACUAGGGGGCACUACGUUGUACCUUUUUAUUAUCGCGCACUAGUGUAGUGGCGUGUGAGGACGUGAGAUUUUGUUCCGGUCAUGGUAUUAACUGCUCACUCGACACUGAUUGUCAUCAUUUAACCCGGUUUCAUUAUCACGAUCUUUUAAAUAUGAUUGUCUUUAACCGAUUGACAUGCAUUAUUGACAUAUAUACGUUUAUAUUAACUCGAAUGAUGUGUAUACACGCUGAUCUUUUUAAACUCGUUACAGUAAGCCAGCAGGUUGAGGAUCACCUAUGUUCAUGUUUCUGCCUCAGUGACUGUUUCCACAUCUGUGAAUAUGGUUAGUAAAUUAAAAAUGAUCAGGCGUUGAAGAACUGCGGGUUUUCGUUCUGUUAUAGGUGACUGUAUAAGCUGUAUAAGGAUGGGUCAAUGUCGUCUGUGUCCUUUAGUAUGGAUUAUGAAUUUGGAUUAAAACCUUUUCUUUGGUUUUUAAUUAAUUUAAAACAAACUGCUGCUCUUGUCAGAUUCCCUUCACUGUUAUAUCAUCUUUAGGAUGACAUUUAGUCAGAUUUACUAUAUUAUAUUAUGUUUGAAACAUUAAUAAAAUGAUUGUGAAACAUUAA